AUAGAAGAUAUAUUUAUCAAUGAAGUCAUAAAAGGACAAAGGGUGCUUUAUUGUCUUACAUUUAUUGUAAAAGAAUCAGUUGGUAGACAGGAUUCAAGAAGAUUAGUUCCAGUAUUUCAAGAUUUAUUACCCGAAAGAAAAUGCCUGGAAUACAUAUACGAACCCUUAGCCAAUUUAAUUGGCUCGAAAAAGAAUCUCUGCUAACUAUUCCUGGUGCUUAUUGGCUAUGUCAUAAAAAGAAUAUAUACAAGUUCAUCUUUAGAUAUCAUCGUACAGUGAAAAAUAUCAUACAAUUUUCAUAUGGACGAGAAUUAUUAAAAAUUAUACGAAAAAUUAUAAAAUGUCAUCCAACGCAAGGUCAACAAUUUGGCACGCAACACCUUCUUGUUACUUACAAUUGUACAUCUUGGACUCGACAAGACAAAAUGUUUGCAAUAAUGAAAUUUCAGCAACGAACUAAUGCUGCAGCAUUCUCACACGCGUUUGUAUUGACUAUAAAGACUUUUCCUUUGUUGGAACAUUCGUUAUUCGAUUUAAAAUAUCCCAUUGUCAAAGAAGCUGACGCAGGUACUACAUUUAAAGAUUUGAAUAUUUCCUUGGACACUGAAGAGAAAAUUAUUAGCAACAUGAUAUCUAUCACUGAUAAGGAAUCUCCAAUGAAAGAUACAACAUGUCAUACUAAAGAAAUACAUGCAAAAUAUAUCAUUAAGAACAUGACGUUAAGUAAAGCAUUGGAAACAAAAAUCAAUUCUUUUCAAGAUGAUACAAUGGAGUCUGCGUCUUUGCGCGAGAAUCUAGAUAAAAGAAUUGAAAAUGCCACAAUUACAACUCAAAUGCAUUUUAUUGAUAAACAUAAUAAAGAAUUUCAUAAUGAUAUACAAGAAAAUAAAUAUAUAAACUGUAAUACUGAAAUGUAUGAAAAAAACAUAGAACAAUAUUCUAUCGAUUGUGUUCAAGAACAAUCUUUAAAAACAAAUGAAACAAAUGAAAUUGAAAAGACACAGAAAAUGAAUGAAGAGGUAAAAACAGAAUCGGCAUUAAUACAGAAGCAGAAACAAACACAAGAUAUACAGAAAUACACAAUAUCUUCUUCAUUAAAAUCUCCUCUUACAGGAAUGAUAAUAGGUAGCAAUAAUGAAUGCUCAUUAAAUAAAUUCAAUUUUGAUGAAAAAUCGAUACAAAAAGAUGAUAUUUGCACCAUCAAUAAUAAAGACAAUUUAAAUAAUAAUAAAAAGACGAUCAGUGAAAAUAUAAAUUCUAACAAUGUAUUACAUCAAAAUUUUAUUGAGAAACAGAUAAAGAAUUCGAAAUUCAACUUAAUUAUUGAUCAACCGAUGCAAAAGAUCGAGAUAAAGAAUAUAGAUAAAGAUUGUGUUCCAAAAAUGAUCGAAGAAAAUGAUAAGUCUAUAUACAUUAAUCAAGAUCACAAUGAAACAAACUUAGAAUUCCAAGAAAAUAAUAGACAAUGUAAAACUUCAAUGGAUAUCGACGAUAAACAGUCAGAAAAUCAUAUGCAUAGUAAGUCGUACAAAACUCGUAAACAAAAAGGUAGGGACUCCGAGAAAAAAACCGUACCUGACAAAGUUUUACGCUCCUCUAAUAUUACCGAUUUAGUAAUGGAAGGUUUAAUGUUUACUAUACGACAAGAUCAGGAUAGUGUAGCCGUCAUAGAACAAAAGACUAAAUUAGAAAUAGACGAAGUCUUAGAAAAUUCAGAAAAGGUAGAAACGAAAGCUGGAGAAAAAUGUUUAUUAAAUUCGAGCUUACUAAGGUUGGAGAACUUGGUGACUAUGAUUGACUCUCCGCGCAGUAAAGAUGAAGAGCAUAAAAAUCACCACACAAUCGGCAAUAGUGCAAAUCUAUCGCCUUUCAAUGCUUUUCCUAAUGAUAUAUAUAAUGAUGUAUAUAAUGUAAAUAUUAAUGAGGUAGAUACAGGAAUGAAUGAAUCAAAUGUUUCUAAUUAUGAUAAACAUAAUACGAUGAAACAUUUAAAUCUGUACCAAUCACGAUGGCAACAUCAAUGCGUUUCCUCUAAGAUUAGUAAUAGUUGUUCAGCAAGCGAAAUCUCGAUAAAAAAUCGGGAACAAUUAAUGGAAUGGCAAGGUAGUGAUGAUGAGCAAAAUAAAAGUUAUAAAAAUAACAUCGAAAUUAGAAAACAAGAACAUUAUUUCUGGGAUAAUAUUCCUGAGAUUUCGCUGUCUAAGAAAGUAAAUGCAGGAUUGCAAAAUACAGCAUCACUAAUUAAUAGAAAUAUCGAAGAGAUAGACAAAUAUGAUAAAUCGAUGGAAGAACAAUAUAGUUCUUCACCAUCAAAUUACUUGUUAAAUUCAAGUAAAAUGUCCACGGUUUCUGUAAUUUCUGAGAACUCUAAUUCGAUUGAAUUAUCUCACCGAGAGGCAAAUGCUCCGAGAAUAGUUUCGAACGAAUCUAUUACUAUUGAACAAAUGUCACCAGCCUUGCAGAAUGUUUUGCGACAUAGAUGCAGAGCACGCAAAUCUUCAACGACCAGCAAUGGAAUGUUUCAACAGAAUGAACAGAAAAUGCAAUCUAUGGCAUUGAUGGAGGACACAAUUUCUGAAACGGAUAACUUGAAAGAUAAAUGUACAGAUUCCAACAUAGUAAAUAUCACAAUUAAUUCGAAAAAAAUUAAUAAUAAUGAGAAAUCUUGUGCAAUGAUCAAUAAGAACGUUUCGGAAAUGAAUAGAAACACACAUGUAAAAAAUUCGAAAAGAAAGAACAGGACUCGUCGUACUUUACGAAGUUCAUCAUCAAAGCAUGAUUCACCAAGAAAAUUACAGGAUAUCACAGAAGAGUUUUAUUACGACUUGAUGCAUGUACACAACGAAGACAAUGCUAUUCGAAACAGAUGUCUCAAGCAAAAACAAAAAUCUUUGAACAAUCUCAACGGCAUUAAAAGCGGCAAAGUACGUAUACAAAUGUUGAAGUUCAUUCAGGACAUCACGGAGGGUGUUAGAGUGGUGGUGAAACGGCUAAAUAUAGACAAUAAAUCUAAUUUAUUAGAGAAAAAUUCUAAUUUAAUUUAA
Atta colombica is the source of this 3044-nucleotide messenger RNA. RefSeq lists its product as uncharacterized. The record is from RefSeq and is a predicted model, not a curated record. NCBI's taxonomy places the organism in Eukaryota, Metazoa, Arthropoda, Insecta, Hymenoptera, Formicidae. Bases 141 to 3044 code for a protein of 967 amino acids. The transcript has 4 exons.